AUGCACUCAAAUAAUAUUUGUGAAUAUCACAACAAGAAGAUUGAACUUAUUUGUAUUAAUAAUAGUUGUUAAGAAACAGAUUCAUAACUUUGUUAAAAUUGCUUGAAGUUUGAUUUUCAUUAAGAAUGCAAGGAAAAAAAUGAAAUUCUUCCUUAAGAUUAAUUUUUUGAAGUGAUGAAGACAACUUUAAAAGAAAAGAUGAAAGGAGAAGAUGUUCUUGUCCUUAACCUUAAAGAAACUAUUGAAAAUUUGUAACUGUUGUAUGAAGAAACUAAAAUGUAUAAUUAUGAUUAAUAAUUAUUAGAGAUGCUGAUUCUCGUAAAGAUAGAUACUUUAAACUUAAACAAAAGGUGAAAAAAUACUCCUAUUAUAAACACCCGAAAUACUUAUAAUAAAUUAAGUAGGCAACUUCAUUUAAUGAAAUUAACUUUGAUAGAUCCCAACAAGAGAAGAGAACAGAAAAAUCAAUGUUAAAAUAUAUUGCAGAGAUUGAUAAUUCUAUACAAUCAAUAAAAAAUAUUUUGAACAAAAAAAAUAAUGAAUUGGAAGAAUAAUAAUAAUAAUAAUAACAAUAAUCAUAGUCACGACCUUUAAAAAGUUCGAUAUUUGUUUUUAAAGGAUCAAAGUCUAGCUAGAUUCUCAGUUAAAAUGAAAUUGAGGAUUUGUAAUAAAAAUCCUAAUUUAAACAAAUAAAAGAAUUAUAGAAAAAAAGCAACACUAUAGAAUAGUAAAAAUUGAGAAAUGAAAUAGUAGAUAAUUAACAAUAAAUUGUCAGUAAAAAUGAGGGUGAGCAUCUUGACAAUAACUAAAUUAUGUAAUAAUUCACUAAUCAAUAACAACUUUAACAAUAACAACACCCAAAAUCAAAUAUCAUUUCUUAAGUCUAAAAUACAUUUACCGAACCUGAUAAAAACCUAAUUAAAUAGUAGGUCAAUUAAUAAAGCUUUCAUUUACCAUAAUAUUCAAUAAAUUAUCCAUAAGGAAUGUCGGCAGUAAAUUUCUAACAUUUAAAUUCUGAUUUAGUUUUGCACUCCUAAAAUAAAACAGCUUCUAUGAUAAAUCCUAGUACCAACAAUAUGGAUAAUCAAUCAGUCAUAGAAAAGUCUAAAUUAAAAUACAGAAGAGUAUUUUCAAAUAAGUUUGCCAAUUAACCAAUAACUAAAAUUGAAGUAAUAGAUAACAAGAAUUUGAUAUAUUUAAGUGAAUAAAAGUUGGUUUUUAUUACAGAAUAUAAAUCAAAUAACAAAAAAUUAGAAAAGAAUUUUUCAGUUUUAAUUUUGGAUUUUCAAAUACUAAAUUAACAUUAAAUUUUAGUUCAUACUAGUUAAAGCUUAAUUCUACUAGAUAAAAAUCUAGAAAUUUUAAAGACUUAUAGAAAAAUAAUUGAAAAGAACCACUUAACUAUUGAUAAAUGCUUCAAAAUAGAUAUUGUCUCUAUAAGCUUAGUUUGCUAUCUUUAAGAUAGCAACCAAUUAAUUGGAUGCUAAAUAAUCAAAAAUGAUAUCGUUGAAUAAUGGUAAAAGUAAAAUUUUGCAGGCGAAAAAAAAAUUAUUUCCAUGAAAGUGAUUUAGGAUAGUUUAUUCAUCGGCUACAAGAAUGGAGAAAUUAUUGUUUACGAAUUAAAAACAUUGAACAAAUAGCAAUCAUAUUAAAUUUAGAUCGAUUUAUCCAAAGACAUUCAAGCAAUUCUUUUUGAUGAAAAAUUUUGUUUAGGAAUUUAGGAGAAUAAUCUUUAUAGGUUAAAUUAUGAUAAUGAAACCAAAUUAUUAUGCUCCUCAAAACUUCGGAUUAUAACCUGUGCUUACUACAUUAAUGAUGAAAAGAAUAAGGCAGAAAUCCAUCUAUUGUUAGAAAAUCAUGUAAUAAAUUUAUAUAAAUUAGAAAAUCCUGAUAUUUUAUAAGUAAGAUGAUAAAGCCAAAAUUCAAUAAAAAAAUAACAGUUGCAUUACAUGUGUUAGUUGUUUCUUAGAUAUUAAAUAACCUAAGUUUUUUUAUGGGGAAAGGGAUGGAGGAAUUUGUUGCUAUUAUCAUUGAGACAUUUG
Molecule: messenger RNA, 2042 nt
Organism: Paramecium primaurelia
Lineage: Eukaryota; Ciliophora; Oligohymenophorea; Peniculida; Parameciidae
Source: the annotation of a GenBank genome assembly